Misgurnus anguillicaudatus (oriental weatherfish) is the source of this 1401-nucleotide messenger RNA. The record is from RefSeq and is a predicted model, not a curated record. Lineage: Eukaryota; Metazoa; Chordata; Actinopteri; Cypriniformes; Cobitidae.
UAUCCAUAUAUGGCAAUGCAGAAGGUGUGUCCUAAACCUUCCUGAGUAAAAAAAACACAAGAAACACUUCUGUUGCGGAAAAGCAGAAGGAGAACAUUGUUGGAGAACAUUGUUGUUCAAAUUAAAACACGACACAUUUCAAACAAGAUUAAUGAAACUAUAACCACAGACACCAGUCCUCCACUGUUCAGCUACAGAAUGACAACAGAUCUCAGACUUCUGCUUCUAACCAUCUCCGUUCUGUCCGGCCCACUGAGCUGCUAUGGAUUCAAAAUAUGUGCCUUUAAUGUCAAGAGUUUUGGAGAAAGUAAAUCACUCAAUUCCCAAAUCAUGGGUUCUCUAGCACGGAUUGUAUCUCGUUGUGACAUAUGCUUGCUUCAGGAGGUCAGAGACCAGAAAAAGAACGCCAUACCCCGCCUGAUUGCUGCUGUCAACAGACUUGACAGGGAUAAUGAUUAUGCCUAUGUUGCAAGUGGGCGUCUCGGGAGAACACCAACCUAUCAGGAGCAAUAUGUUUUUGUUUACAGGAAAAGCACAGCCAAGCUAAAGAAUCAAUAUCAGUAUCCAGAUGCACAGAGAGGGGAUGUAGAUGCCUUCUCCAGAGAACCCUUUAUAGUACAUUUCGAAGCUCCUAAAACAAUGGCGAAGGACAUUGUAUUAAUCCCUCAGCACACCACUCCAUCAAACGCAACCAAAGAAAUCGAUGAGCUUUAUGAUGUUUUCAUGGAUAUUAAAGAGCGAUGGAAAAUUGAGAAAGUGAUGUUUCUUGGAGACUUCAAUGCAGCUUGUGGAUACGUAGCUAAGAAGAACCGUAAGAACAUCAGACUCUAUUCUGACCCAUCCUUCAUCUGGCUUAUUAACGAUAAUGUGGACACAACAGUAAAAGAGUCGACCGAUUGUGCAUAUGACAGGAUUGUUGUGUAUGGAGAGCCAUUCCUUAGAUUAAUUGAACCAUUGUCAGCACAACCUUUCAAGUUUUCCAAAGAAUUUCAUCUUACAGAGGCUCAGGCUUUAGAGGUGAGUGAUCACUACCCCAUUGAAGUUACCCUGAAGACUCAGAAGUCACUGUUUCAAUCGAGAAGCGGCAAAGCAUCGUCUCCUCUGCCUGCAGCAUUACUUCUCAACAUUUUAUUGCUACUGCAAGUAUUAUGAGUACAAACAAAGUGAAGAUGAGUAUUCAUCUUACCCAGAUAAGGUGAAGACUUGACAUCGCUGUUACACAGCUGUUACGUACUUUUGACUUGAGCUUAUACAAGUCCACAGCUCUAUCUAGAAAAUGUGGUGGAUAGUGGUUGUGACUGAACAUUGAGCCUUGUCUAAUGAAUUUUUUUAGAAAUAUGACAAACAUUGAUCAAGUGUGUAUAUAUACACACACACACACACACACACAUAAACAUAUUU